Messenger RNA from Lachancea dasiensis, 924 nucleotides. NCBI's taxonomy places the organism in Eukaryota, Fungi, Ascomycota, Saccharomycetes, Saccharomycetales, Saccharomycetaceae. The record is from the annotation of a GenBank genome assembly.
AUGGAAGAACAAAGUUCCAUUGGGUUUGACUGGUCAAUAGAAGCUAACAAACUGAUUGAGUUCCGUGACAAAAUAGUUGCUGAACUUAAAGACGAUGAUCUUGCAUUAAAACGUUUACUCAUUGAAAGAAGAAUCAGAGCAGCUUCUAAACAGCAUCUGCUAAAUGAAUGUGCAUAUAUGCGUGGUCGAAUAGAUCAGGUAACAUCCGCAUAUCUGGAAAGUGUCUAUAUGGAUUAUAGCAGGCUGAAAAGUGCGGGUGUGGCAUAUGCCUACGAAAAUGGGUCAACCCAUGAGGCGAUAGAAACGGAACGCACAUCUGACAAAGAAACGUCAGAAACCCCCGAAUGGCUCGCAACUUCCAUGGGAGGGCUAAUUGCUAAGGAACUAAAUGGUGAGAAAGGUGCUGAUACUGUUCAGCAUGUUACUAAGAACCUAGAACUGGUGGAAAAUGCUCGCAAAAACGCAGAUCUCGUUAAAUCCAUGCUAUCACCUACUGAAGAGCCUCGAAAGCGCCGUGAACCUGAUAAUGAUGACUACGAGGUUGUUCAGGAUGAAAUCAACCAGAACACUUUUGAAAGAGGUAAAGCUAGACACUUAGAACCACAUAUUAUGUCCUCGCGACAAUAUGAGCGCCUCCAACCUAUUUGCGCGAAUCAGAUAGACUACCAAAACUUUGCAUUUAAUACUCAUGGAGGGAUGGUUCCCUGCCCAACUGUCCCAUCUGUGGCCCCCCUGCACUCCCCUCCUCCGAUCUCCAUUCCGAGCAUCCCUGUGAAGACUACUAGUGGAAUUAAAAAAACUAGGUCAGGAACACUUUCACCGCGAAACCAGAAAGCCUCACAACAUAACAACCAAAGUGUAUCUAUCAAAGUCCCUAAGGCACUUCGAAAAAUGGAGCACGUUGCCCGCAAACAUGGACUUUGA